This is a messenger RNA of Scheffersomyces stipitis CBS 6054, 1407 nucleotides long. RefSeq lists its product as uncharacterized. The record is from RefSeq and is a predicted model, not a curated record. Lineage: Eukaryota; Fungi; Ascomycota; Pichiomycetes; Serinales; Debaryomycetaceae. The coding region runs from base 1 to 1407 and encodes 468 amino acids. Gene Ontology annotation, molecular function: protein binding. The transcript is spliced from 3 exons.
AUGGAGAAGGAAAAUCCUCUAUUGCCAUUUGCUUUCAACAGCUCUUCGUUCAACGAUAACCUCCCAUUAGACACAACUCCACGGAAAAGAGCUGUACGGGACGAAAAUGUCAGUUUGGCUUAUCGUACCCGGAAGUCGGAAGCUUCGCGAACUCUCAACCGUCCCACAUUGGCAUUUGCUCCCAGUCUCAAACGUAAAAUGGGAGAAAGUUUCAAUGAAAAAGAUGAUAUCAAGAGAAGAGAAACGGAAUUCGACAGCGAGCCCACUGUUUUGGAAGAUUCAGAAGAGGACGACUACAAGGAGAAUAUCAGCUACAAGUCAAUCUUACCUCCAAGUAGUCCACCAUUGGACCAUCCGCUAGUUUCCGAAUUUGACUUCAACACAAAUACGAACUCUCGGUAUGACCUUCCGGAAUCCCCGGAAAACAAGCACGACUACAACGAUUUCCCAAGCGAAUCUCAAUCUUAUUCACCAGUCAAAGCAAAACAAUUCAGUUCAGAGGCCGAUUUCGGAAUCGACAGUUUCAACAGAUUCAAAAAUAUAAGCAAUCGCUGCCCUUCAUCCACUGGAGACAGAGCUUUCGAAGAGUCACAGGUUUCGUAUGUCAAAGCCCGAGACAUUAUCUUAGCAAGUUUUGAAGAUGUCAAGACAGUCAUCGACUUGGAAGGCAUGAGCUUGUACGAAUUGCCGGAUGAAAUCAAGGACAUGAAUAACUUGGUCAUUUUCCAGUCUGAUUUGGAACCCAUUUCGUACCAGCUCUACUUAUCGAACAACAAGUUAAGAUGCUUACCUCCUUCACUAUUUAAAUUCACAAAGCUCAACGUACUUGGUUUGAGACAGAAUAAGAUAAGCAGUCUUCCAGCAUGUAUCAAUAAGUUAGUUCAUUUGACUGAUUUGAAUAUCGGUUCCAACAGAUUACAAUUUCUACCAAGUCAGAUCCUUGAAUUGCCUUCUUUGCAAACUUUCAGAGCUGGUCCCAACCCAUUUCUAAAAGUGCCAGAAGAUGCUAUUCCUGUGGAAAAUAUUGAAGGGAAUAGCUUACGACAAAAGAAAUUUGUAUCGAAACCUCGUAUUCUUGCUUCCAACCGUAGUUUGGUUCCAUCGCUCAAGACAAUUUGCUUAAAUAGGAUUGCUCAAUAUGAUGUUUCGUACCAAGAAACGAAGAAAUGGAAGAAAUUCACACCAAAACUCUACCAUAGCAUGAUAAUUCGGGCAAUCAAGAAAGGUCAUUAUCACCAGAGCUGCAGCGAAUGUUCCAACAUUGUAGUGGAAGCAUAUGCAGAGGUGUUUGAAUGGUGGGACAUAUUGCAGAAUAAGAAUGUUCCUGUCAGAAGACAACUUUGUUCUGGAGGCUGUUUAGAGAGAUAUCAAGCACAUAAUAUUAACGAGAUAGAUGAAAUUGCAUAA